GGCUGUGCCGCGUCCGUGCCUGGGAACGAGCAGAGGAGCUGGGACGGGCAGGGUGCAGAGCUGGGCAGGAGAGCAGGUGGAAAAGGGCUGGAGCAGAGCUCCAUCAGCCCAGUGGAGAAGGGACAGAGCAGCUGGGAUGCACAGUGAGCUGCUCAAGCAAGCCGUGGGAUGGACUGGCCCUUGCUGUCCUCCGGCUGGGCUCCUCUGGAGCCAGAUGAACCUGGUAGGAGGGGGGGAUGGCUGGGCUGCAGGGAGUGCAACCGAGGUCCUGCUUCAUCCCUGGCUGGGACACAGCUCAGCGGCCCUGCCGGGUUACAAAGAGCAGUGCCUUUGGCUGGAAUAAAGGACACCUCCUCCUUGAAGAGCAUCCCCACGGCACAGCACAGUCUCUCCCACCACCACUAUCCAUUCUUGGCUCCAGCUCUGCUCCACCUGCCCGGGGACAAGCAGCCUUCCUCCCUCUGGCUCUGCUCUGGCUCUCCAUACUGGAUUUGCUGCUUCUGCACCCACAUGGCUGCUCAUGUGCCUGGGGGCCAAGGAGGACGAGUUGUGUGGUGGGGUGAUGAUGGCACCCCAGUCCCAGGAUGCACACAGCCUGUGGGCAGCUCACACCACACAGCUCAGGUCCCGUGAGUUUAGGAACAGUGAGUAAGAGCAGCACCCUUGGUUCCAGCUCUGUCUCUGUGCUCUCUGUGCAAACAGAGAGCUGGGCUUGGCCUCAGCAAUAGGCAGCAGUUCUGCUCCCCAGCCUGGCACUGCUGCCAGCAGAUGUCAGAUCGGAGGCCACCAGAAUUCCUGGCAUCCUGCACCCAGUCAGGACCUGUGCUGGGUUUUGCACUGCUGCAUCCCUCUCAGCCCCAGCACCCUGAGCAGGUUUGCAGGGAAAGCUCUGCUCGCUCCUUGGGAAUAAGCAGUGUGGGGACACUGGCAUGUUGGCAAAGAGAACAGCAGGGUCUGUCAGCACAGGGAUGACCUAUGGCUGCUCAAAAGCAAGAAAAUCUGUGAGCUCAAGGCCGUGCAAUGGGCAGAAGAAAGCCCAAGAGCUCUGAGGAACGCGGUGCUGGCAGGGCUCCAUGCUGGGCACUGGGCACAGUUUUGCUGAGCAGGGGGCACUGAGAGACCCCAACUCCAGCUCAGAGUGCUCCAGGUGCUGCCGGAGGACUUUCCCUCCUCUCCCACCGCAGGUUGCCAGGUAACACAACCCGCCAGCACAGCACUGGGGGACGGGAAAGGCUGUCACCACUCAGCAUCUCAUGGCUGCAGACAGAGGUGCGUGUUGGCAGAGGAGUCGUCCCCUCACUUCUGCACCCAGCAAUGGCAGGAAGGUGACUGGGGCUGGAAGACUGGAAAUCAGCAGUGUUCCCUGCUUGGAUCUCAAAUAACUCAACGUUUCCCUCUUCCCAGCAGCUGUCCUGUCCUUCUGCAUCUGUGCUCGCGGAGUCCCAGCUGUCCCCGUAGGGCUGCCAGUGAUGUGCAUCUCUGCUUCCUUCUCCCACUGCCCCAUCCUGUGGGGAGAACUGCCCCGGGGCUGAGCACCACGUGAAAAAACGCAGAGCAGCCCUUGGGCUGUGUGGGGCAGCCGUGCCCCCCCACCUCCCCGGCUGCCGCAGCCGUGGUCACCUUAAUGCAAAUGGUUGCGGGAGCGUGAAUGAAGGGUGCUUGAAGGAAGGUGUCACUCCAGAUAGAUGUGCACGGGAGGGGACAGGGCUUGGGAAAUCUUUGCAGAUGCAGCAAUUUUCUCCUCAUUCCUGAAGAAAGUAGUCUUUGUCUCUCCAAAUAGGCGGCUUUCUGGCAGCGCUGCUAUUCCCUGUGACAGCUGCACCCGGGUCAGGGGAAAAUCACCGCCCGUGUCCCGCAGGUGUAAUGAGAAGGGGCCGGAGCUGAUGGGUGGGUGGCAGCUCACACCCUCCGUGCUGAUGGCUUUGCAAGAAUGGCACUCACUGCACCCUGAGCAGCUCCUGCAGGCUGAGCAAUCGCUCCUGCUCCUCCAUUGGGCCACAAUGGGAUAGGAUCACCCCAGAGAAGGGAGAAGCCCCACUGGGAACAAUCCCCAUUGCUGCUCAGCGGGGCUCCAGCUUCCCCACACCUCUGGGGACAUCCCCCUCUCUCCCUUUGCUUUCCCUGCUGUCCACACUGCAGGGCACAGCACGGGGAUUCUCCCUUUCCCUCCCUGCAUUCCCACACUCCCAGGGCAGUGGGGAGCCCACCUGCACCUCCUGGGGCUGCUGUUGCUCACACUGAGCAUUAUGCCUUCAAUAAAACAUACACAUGGCCACAUGCUGCUCUGCUCACCCUCUUAUUAUUAUUUCACACCUGUGGCUCCCAGGCGGUUUCAGCAGCUUUGCUGGCUGAGCUCACCCAUGCCCUGUUGGAACCACAGGUUUCCCUGCUGUUCCCAUGCUCCCUCCUGCAGCAGUACGCCAGGGUGCAGUGUGACCUCCCUCAUUGCCAGAGCUGGAGCAGAGGAGCAAACCUAACCCAAAACCCCACAUCCUGGCCUUUCCAGAGUCCCCUGGGCACAAGGAUUGUCUUCUGGCAUAGUUUUUUGGGUCUGCCCCAAAUGAGGGCAUGAAGACAAAGCCACCCUCCAGGCUCCACAUAGGGACUAAAGCUGUGAUGGACGUCUCUGCUUCCACUUCCUUUUGCUCCAUCCAUGGGCAGAAGUCCUCGGGGGAUGAGCUUCAUUCUCCAUCCCAUUGCCAUGGCUGAUCCCAGUCUUCUUGAGGGGUUGAACCCACCUCGUGGUGGAAGGGCACUGGGAUGGGUCCAUCUGGAUGGGUCCUAAUGGCCCCUCAUGGCGAUGGGUCCACCUGGAUGGCUCCUGGUGGCACCUUGUGGUGAUGAGUCCAUCUAGACGGCUCCCAGUUGCACCUUGAGUGGGUUCUGAUGGCCCCUCGUGGUGAUGGGUCCGUCUGGAUGGGUCCCGACAUCCCCUCUCUCUGUGUCCCCAGAGGAUGAGCUGUGGCUACGUGCUGUGCACCGUCCUGCUCUCGGUGGCCGUCCUCUUGGCAGUGACAGUGACAGGGGCCAUCCUCUUCAUGAACCACUACCACACACCCGUCACCGAGCCUCCCCCAGUCAUCAGCACCAACCCCGAGGAGGCCAACGCGUUGGUGACCAUCGAGAAAGCCGACAGCUCCCGCAUCAACAUCUUCAUAGAUCCCAACUGCCCCGACCCGGCGGGCAGUGUCGGGCGCCUGGAGGGGCUGCAGGGCUCCCUGCUGCGCGCCCUCGCCGAGCACGAUGCUGAGGCCAAGGCCACCAAGGGCCAGCAGAAGGCCCUGCUGCUUGGUGUGGCCGACGAGGUGGCCAAGCUGGUGACACAUGCAGCGCAACUGCGAGCUGACUGCGACGGCCUCAAGAAGGGGCACAGUGCUAUGGGGCAGGAGCUCAGCGCCCUGCAGGGCGAGCAGGGCAGGCUCAUCCAGCUCCUCUCAGAGAGCCAGACCAACAUGGCCCGGCUGGUGAGCUCAGUCAGUGAUGUGCUGGACACGCUGCAGAAGGAGCGUGGCAGCGUCCGGCCCCGGCUCAAGGCUGACCUGCAGCGAGCCCCGGCACGGGGAGCACGGCCUCGGGGCUGCUCCAAUGGCUCCCGGCCCCGGGACUGCUUUGACAUCUAUGUGAGCGGACAGCAAGAGGAUGGGAUUUACUCCAUCUUCCCCACACAUUACCCCUCGGGCUUCCAGGUCUACUGCGACAUGACGACCGACGGGGGCGGCUGGACGGUGUUCCAGCGACGGGAGGACGGCUCUGUGAACUUCUUCCGUGGUUGGGAAGCGUACCGGGAUGGCUUUGGGAAGCUGACAGGAGAGCACUGGUUAGGGCUGAAGCGGAUCCACGUGCUGACGGUGCAGGGCAGCUACGAGCUGCGCGUUGACCUGGAGUACUUCGACAACGGCACCGCCUUCGCACAUUAUGGCAGCUUUGGUGUGGGACUCUUCUCUGUUGACCCCGAGGAGGACGGGUACCCCAUCUCCAUCGCUGACUACUCGGGGACAGCAGGAGAUUCUUUCCUGAAGCACAACGGGAUGAAGUUCACCACCAAGGACCUGGAUAACGACCACUCAGAGAACAACUGUGCGGCGUUCUACCACGGCGCCUGGUGGUACCGCAACUGCCACACCUCCAACCUCAACGGGCAGUACCUCAAGGGCCACCACAGCUCCUACGCCGAUGGCAUCGAGUGGUCCUCCUGGACCGGCUGGCAGUACUCCCUCAAGUUCACUGAGAUGAAGAUCCGGCCCGUCCGGGAGGAGAAUUAGCGGAUGGACCGAGCCCUUCCCUGACCCCUGCCCUUCCCACUGCCCCAUGGUUCCUCUCUUCCUGGUGCACCCCAUGCCACCAUCCUGCCCUGGGGUCCUGUGGGAGCAUCUCCCCACUGGGGACGAUGGCUUUGUCCUGACCCCAUGCCCUCUGCUCCCCACUGGGAUGGGUGUCCCCUCCCUGGGCCACGCUCGAUGCUUGCGGUGCAGUGGGGAUUUGGGGAGCAGUGCAUAAGGAGGGGAGGGGGCUGAGGGGCUGGAGACCAUUUCUGGGGCACAGAGCCCCCACGGUGCUACUGAGGACAGGGAGGGCUCUGCUGGGUCGGUGCUCACACGAGUGCCGGUGGUUCCUUCUCUGUCUGCGAACAUUCUCCUCUCUGUCUUCAAAGAGGACCCAAAGCACAGUGAGAUCACAGGUUCAUUCCUACAGACCUCACUGCCCCUGCUCGCGGAGCUGCACAGCACAUGGGCACAGCACUGCAGGGAUGGAUGCCCACAGCCAAGCAUGGCACAAAGCUGUGUGGUGGCAUCAGCAAAGCAGAGAGCAGGAGGAAGAGGAGGAAGCAGGGAAGGCUCAACCCCCAGUACAGCUCUGCCUUCCCUGCACAGCUCCUGCCCCAGACACACGAUGGGUUUUCUCCAUCCAGAAGCUGUGACCUUGCCCUGUGUUUCAGCAGCACCCCCACAGACCCCCCGCCCGGCAACCUGCAUUCAUUUCCAUCCCCGAUGAGCCACGCUCCAGCUCUGGCUCUGCACCUGCAGAUAUUCAAAGCCUUUCGUUUCUUCAAAUCCCAUUAAGGUUUUGCAAAAAGCAGCCCUGAGUGGGGCUUAGCAUCUGCAGGGCGCUGAUAACAGGGCUGCAUCCUCAGCCCACCAGGCACUGUGCUGUGCAGUCCCAGCCCUAUAGGAAUGGGAGAGGCUCCUACAAGGACUCCAAUGGGAGCUUUUGUCCAAAAAAAACAAUAAAGCUGGUGUGAGGGGAGGGGAAGCUGGGGCCCCCUGCACCUUUGCAUCAUUUCCCGCAGCACUGAGGAUACAGCCCCACAACAGACCCCAACCCUAUGGAGAACUUCUGGAGCGCCCUGAGGAGGGGAGGACAGACCCAGAGCUGUGCUGUGCGGGGACCCAAAGCACAGUGAGAUCAAAGGUUCAUUCCUGCAGCCACAGCUCUGCACUUCUCUACGUGCUCCUUUUUUUUAAGCCUUCCCCUGCUCUCAUUCCACACUGGAUGAACGCUUCCUCCUGCGGGCGAUUCUCCAUCCCUCUGCCCUAUGGAGACUGGGGACACACGAUGUGCUGGGACCACCCUGAGCCAGAGACAUUGCACUGCUCACAUCCAACCAAAUCCACUGGGGGGGCUCCACACCCCGCAAAGGGCAGAGUCUGCAGGGCCGUGCCCACCUUUGCUGUUACUCACUGAUUUCGGUGGGUCAGACAUAGCCGGUUCGUACAGCAUUCGCCUUCGGGAGGAAGGACCCAGAGCCCAUGUGCGGGGUCCUUGUGGUCCCAAGCUCUGGAUGGACAGGAAUGGGGUGUUGUAGUGUGUUGGUAGCACUUCCCUGUGUCCUGCCCGUCCCACCCAGGACUCCCAAAUGAGUUUGUUUUGCAUUGCACGAGAGGUAUUCCAUACAACCCGAGAUGAUGGAUUUUCCAGGAUGAGUGCUGGGAGUGCACAUGGCACUCAGUAACCCCAGGCUGGGAUGAACCCACUCCCAGUGCCACCUCCCCGGGUGGCCAUGGGGACAUCGGGGACGGCACAGCUGCAGUCUGGUGCUGGGGACAAAAGGGGAGGUGUGUGGCUCCAGGGCUGGAGCACAGCCAUGUCCCCCCCCGCGGCCGUCGCGUCGUGUUGCUGUGCCAUGAGGUCUCCAUUGUGUGUGAGUGGUGUCCAGCGCUGUCCAUGUGGACUUUCUGAACUCCUUAAUAAAAGGAACUCA
Meleagris gallopavo (turkey) is the source of this 6199-nucleotide messenger RNA. Lineage: Eukaryota; Metazoa; Chordata; Aves; Galliformes; Phasianidae. The record is from RefSeq and is a predicted model, not a curated record.